Molecule: messenger RNA, 4650 nt
Organism: Acipenser ruthenus (sterlet)
Lineage: Eukaryota; Metazoa; Chordata; Actinopteri; Acipenseriformes; Acipenseridae
Gene: gabrg1
Product: gamma-aminobutyric acid type A receptor subunit gamma1
Exons: 9
Coding region: 271-1683 (470 amino acids)
Biological process (GO): gamma-aminobutyric acid signaling pathway; synaptic transmission, GABAergic; signal transduction
Cellular component (GO): postsynapse; GABA-A receptor complex; neuron projection
Molecular function (GO): inhibitory extracellular ligand-gated monoatomic ion channel activity; GABA-gated chloride ion channel activity; benzodiazepine receptor activity
Source: RefSeq, a predicted model, not a curated record
GCAGCUGCUUUCUUAUAAGCAGGAAGUCUUGGUAAUUUCACUACCUUAUUGGAGCAAAUUCUUAAUAAAAUAAUGUAUGCAACAAUCGAAUGCACUGAUUGGCAAACUGUGCUGUCACUCUUUAUAUCGUCGUGCUUCCAUCUGAAUUGUAUUGGUACUGUUGGGGAAGUGGAUAAGGAAUACUUUCCCAUAUUAUAUGUCAAUAAAAAUAUAAAUAUAAAAUAAUAAACACGUAGCUUACUAAGACAUAGAUAAAGAUACAGACAGAUCAUGGAUUCCGAGAGAACUAGAUUUGUUUUUGCUCCUCCGCCGUCUCUAUGCAGAAGGGCAGGGUCGAUUAUGUGGCUGCUGGCUUAUCUUGGACUCUGUGGAUGUGUUACGUUUGGCCCACACAAAAUGGAAGAAGACUAUGAAGAUGCCCCGAUUAAUAAGACAUGGGUUUUAGCACCAAAGGUCCAUGAAAAUGAUGUCACCCUUAUUCUGAAUAAAUUACUCCAAGGAUAUGAUAACAAACUCAGACCAGAUAUUGGAGGCAAGCCAACAAUAAUUGAAACUGGUGUAUAUGUAAACAGUAUUGGACCUGUUGAUCCUAUAAAUAUGGAAUAUACGAUUGACAUAUUCUUUGCCCAAACAUGGUAUGACAGCCGACUGAAGUUCAAUAGUUCUAUGAAAGUGCUCAUGUUGAAUAGCAAUAUGGUGGGCAAGAUCUGGAUCCCAGAUACAUUUUUUCGAAACUCAAGGAAAUCAGAUGCCCACUGGAUAACAACACCUAACCGCCUACUUCGACUGUGGAAAGACGGGAGGGUCCUGUACACAUUAAGGUUGACUAUUAAUGCAGAAUGCUACCUUAACCUGCAUGACUUUCCUAUGGAUGAGCAUUCCUGUCCACUGGAGUUUUCAAGCUAUGGGUAUCCAAAAAAUGAAAUUCUCUAUAGAUGGAAAAGAAACUCUAUAGAAGUUGCAGAUCAAAGAAACUGGCGACUAUACCAAUUUUCAUUUGUAGGGUUACGAAAUACUUCGGAAGUUGCACGCAUUCAGUCCGGAGAUUAUAUAAUCAUGACAGUAUUUUUUGAUCUAAGUAGACGAAUGGGCUACUUUACCAUUCAAACAUAUAUUCCUUGCAUCCUGAUAGUUGUUCUUUCAUGGGUGUCAUUCUGGAUUAACAAAGAUGCGGUGCCAGCCAGGACAUCAUUAGGUAUUACUACAGUAUUGACAAUGACAACACUGAGCACUAUUUCGAGGAAGUCCUUGCCAAAGGUGUCUUAUGUGACAGCUAUGGACCUCUUUGUAUCAGUGUGCUUCAUCUUUACAUUUGCUGCAUUGAUGGAGUAUGGGACCUUGCAUUACUUCACUAGCAACAGGAAGCCAAAGAAAGACCAGGCAAAGAAGUCAAACCAGGCGCCUCCAAAGUCAUCUGUCAUAGAUAUCCGACCGAGAUCAACGCUACUUCAGGUGAACAACAUGGCCUACUUUCAAGAACAAGAUGAUUAUUCAUGUGAGUGUCUUGAUGGGAAGGAUUGCUCCAGCUUCUUCUGCUGUUUUGAAGACUGCCGCACAGGAGCUUGGAGAGAAGGGAGAGCGCAUGUCCGGGUUUCAAAAAUUGAUACCUAUGCCAGGAUCUUCUUUCCUACUGCAUUCGGUUUGUUUAAUCUUGUUUACUGGGUUGGGUAUCUAUACCUAUAAAACCAGCAAUUGUGAAAUAAAGGUUAGUGAAUAUACACCUGAAGGUGAUGUUAGCUAGUCCAAGAUUAGUGCUCGGCUCUGAGGAUGUACAUUAGAUUCUUUCUACACGAAUAUAACAAACAAGACCUGAACACACACACCUCUUCUCAAAGCAUUUCUCUAACUUAGUAUGUUUUUUACUUUUGCUGUAGAGAUCAUUUUAUCACCUCAAAAGACAAUUUUAUCCAAAUUACACUGUGGGUUCCAAAUGAAUGACAAAAAUCAUGUCAUUCACUUGUGAAAUAGUACGAUAGUAAAAUGCUUUCACUUUUAUUUUCUUGUCUUAUAAUUAUCUUGUCUAUUGGUCUGUUAAAAAAAAGAUAAGAAGGGUUAUGUUAUUUGACUAAUACAAUAGAGAACAGAUAAGCAUAGCGUAUAAUAAAAAUAUUGAUAUUAAGUUUUGAGAAAAAAAGCUUUAUGAGAAUUUACAGAAAGGCAAUCAAACAGUAUCAACUGCACUUUCAGAACAAACUUCAAUAUUCGUGUUCAUUUUUGAGUUGAUACUUUUUUUUGUUUGUUUGAUUUGUUUUUGCUUUAGAUAAAUAAUACUGAUACAUUCAUGGAAUUAAGGUAAACUAUAAAUGUAGAAUACAGAACAGAAUACAAGAUAGGUUUUUCAUCAUGGACACUUUCAUAGAACUACAGUAAAAACUGUGAAUGAGGUCAUGUGAAUAUUAUUAUUAAUGAGUGAUUUAGCAGACACUUUUGUCCAAAACGACUUACAGAGAUUAGGGGGUGAACUAUGCAUCAACAACUAGGACCUUGGUUUUACAUCUCAUCCGAAGGAACGAGUGCAAGGAGGUUAAGUGACUUGCACAGUCACACACAGGGAUUAGAACCGGGUACCUCCUGGUAUCAAGCCCUUUUCUUUAUGUAUAUGUGUUUGUGUGUGUGUGUGUGUGUGUGUGUGUGAUUGCUUUCUGGAAAGGCUUCCUGCUGCUGUAUCAACUGGUGUUUUAAUUAACUUAUGUCUUGUUUAAAAAUAGAAUAUAGGGUUCUGACACAUUGCAAAGUAAGUAUAUUCAAAUUUACUAGCAUAGGGCACGCUGGCAUGUGGCCAGUAUGAAUACUAUCAUCCUACAGCACAUGAAAUCUUGACAUUGGAUUUCCAGUGUUUCAAUUUCAGUUGCACUGUACGUGUCAUUUCAAUUGCCAAUUUUUUAGAUGUGCAAGAAAGUCAAACUUCUGUUUGAAUACAAUCUCUGGAACAAUAUCCUUGAAAUGUUAAAUGUUAAACAAAGAACAAAAUGCAUAACUAUAUACUGUGAUUCUUGAUUAACUUGCAAACCUCAGGCCUUGGAUAUUCAGAUACACUGGCGUGGAUUUCCUCUGCAGUUUAUAAAAUGUAUUUAUAUUUUUAUACAUGUGGGUAGAAGAAAAAUAUACUCAAUAGUAGAAUUAAACAAACAAAUCAUUUUAGCAAUAUAGAUAUGUUGGAUUAGCCUACAAUUUUUUGAUAGAAAGCAGCAUUAAGCUAACAUUUUACAUGUGUAAAAUUGACAGCUAUAUAUAUAUAUUACAGCCUACCUUUGCAAUAUAUUUAACUGGGUAUCAAUCUUUUAAUACCAAUAAGAUUCAAACUAGAAAGCUGGAGCAACUGUAAUAUAUGGCAUUUUAGAUGUGAAAAAUACCUUAAAUGCCUCGUUUGAUGAUUAUAGUUGGUUGGGAUACACAAAUACAACUUUAUAUUUACUCACAUGUAGUUCUGGGUGUUACAUCGUUGUUUGUCAAACCUUGAUACAAUAAAAAAAUAAUAAAAAAAUACUCAAUUCCUAGAGGCCUGUAGCUGCAUGCACAGAAUGACAUCGGAUUUGCUUGUUUCUGAGCAACAAAGAAUCAGAAUUGAGCUGCAGCAACACAUCCAUUUUUAAGUUACUGUGGUGCUGUGUAGAUAGAAAAGAACACAGACAAAGACAUUAAUAAUGACCUAAUUGCAGCUACAGUUACAAUGGAAAGCUCUAAAAAAAAAAACAGGAUGUUUUUUAGAACAGAAUGUUGGAAAUGCAUUCAAUGAGAUGAAACCUACCAACUUACAAACUUGUUCUUUAAGGUGCCUGUUAAAGGGUGUUUAUUACUGGCCUGUAUGUUACACAGUACUUAUGGGUUUGCAUAUUCUUUUAAAAUACAUUGGAAUUAGGUUGGAUCAAUCAAUUUGAUGAGCUUAACAAAACAAUUGCACCUUGCUUUGUAGAAGCAAAACUGUGAUUACAAUGGAAAUGGAUCCUAAUUGUAUUGUGGAUUAAAAUACCUGAAUUCCACUACUGUUGAUGCUGCUGGAUGUAUUGAUUGAUUGAGUAUUACAAAAUAAACUAUAUGCCAUAUAUAUCCUGGAUACAACUGAAAAUAAGAUUUCAAUAAGAUUUAUUGGGCACCACUAUCUCAAACAGUGAAUGCAAGUCUGUUUUGUGUAUUUGUAUCUGCUAAGGUAUGUAAAAAACCAAGGAGGACCCUGUCUAGAAAUGGUGUUUGUAAUUAGAUCUACCACUUUUCACUUUAUUUAAAUAAGGUCCCUUACUACAUACUAGAUAUGUCUUAAUGUAUAAUUGUGAUGUUAUUGUGUGCAGUGUGUUUUGUUCAGUUAGAUAUCUCCUGUGAGUGCCAGUCACUUGGAUAAUAUAAUUCGAAAAACUGCAUUCUAAACAUUGGCAUACAACAAAUGUAGUGCCCAUUCAUUGAAAACCAACAAAAUAGGAAAUAAUGCAUGUCUCUUUUACUGUUAGUGUGCUUUACUAAGACAUUUAAAUCCUUGCUUUCAUGUGGUUUUGGUGUGUGUCAACAGUGCCUGUUAGUUUAAAUAGACAGUUAAUAACAAAUUUAACAAUUCAUAUAAUUCAAUUAAUAGAAUGUUACAUAUUUAAAAUGAUGGUUGCUUUGCACCCACAAGUUGCUACAUAUUGUAUAAAUAAAAAUAAAUAAAUAACAAAAAAA